CCGUGGUUUCUUUGCACAGCUAAUGAAUUACCAUAGUUUCGACCAUGACGCCAUGGCCACGUCAGACAUGCUGAAGCAGCAGUCUUAUGGCCACCAUUCCACAUAUCGAAACGAACCUUCAGAGUUUGAUUUUUUUUCAUUAGUAGAGAAUGGAGUGGACUCCCACCAUCUCUCCAAUGACCAGCUGCACCAAGCCAUUCAUGCCAAUCAGAAGUUCAUGUCCAACCUGCCUCAACUCACUCCUGAUACUACUGAAGGAAAUCGCACUGGUAGCUCUGUGCUGACUGGUCAUAACCCGGACUAUGCUACCAUGUCACCACUGAAUAUGGCUACGAAUCCCGAGAAUGCUGAAGAGUUUCACACCCCAUUGCAAACCAGUACAAGGUAUACGAACCAUGACGAAUUUCAUAAUAUCAUGGAUGAUGAGAACUUCUUCACACCGUUAGUGUCACCUGCCAUUACACCGGUGUUCAAUGGGGGAUACUCCAAUACCACGAUGGCCAGUAUGAACCAUGAUGUUCAUUUCUCGCCACUUUCUUCUCCGGCACUGCAUCCUCACCAGUCAUCACCUCACUUUUUCGGUGAUAUGCAAUCGAAUGGUCAUCAAGAGGACGGACAAUCAGCUGAGGCUAUUUUGCAGCGUAAGCUUGCCCUGAUCGAACAGCAGCAGCAGCAUUUAUUAGCCCUGCAACAGCAACAGCAACAAAAAAUGCAGCAAUCUGCCUCGUCACCCAGAUUGCAAUCAACUAGCAAUAACAACAAGCGAGGAGCAAGGUCCAAUUCUAUCAAAUCUCCUUAUCAAAAUGGUUACAAUGGUAAUGUCAAACGACAAGCAACGCUUAGACAAAAAAUUGCUAUGGCUAGUCCCCAACUCAAAAGCUCCAUGGUUAGUCAAACGGAUGGAAGAUCAAACGGUGGAUAUCAAACCCUAGGCAAUAUGGCCCAUAUGUCACCUUUACAGCAGUCUGCAUCUUCACCUAUGCUGGAUUCAAGUAUGCCACCACCAUUACCGCAAACAUCCUACUCAGCUGCAUCACCGCAUGCACUUCGACCAGCAAUGUCGUCAGCACCAUCUUCACCAACCUCGCUGGCACCCGCAACCCCUGCAUCGUUAAUGAAGCUCAAUGGAGGUAGAGGAAGUGGAUCCAAUAGUGUGUCAUCAUCGCCGUCAAGCAAUGCCAAUGCAGGCGACUUGGGGUCAGUCGAUCAUAUGCCUAGUUUACCUGAUGCCAUUUUACCUAUGGUACUGGAUGCGCCACCUCAGUAUCCCUUGUCAUCACCGUCUCUCAAACCCACCUCGAACAGACGGCGAAGCAGUACCAAUCGGAAAAACAAAAAGGAACCAUUUGCUUCACCAGCUAUUGCCCCUAAUUUUGGUCUCUCACCGAGAAUGUCCAUGAGUGAUCCAACCAUCAUUAUGUCACCAGCCGCCCUCCGACCUCAAGUAUCCCAAUCUCCACGGGCUCUCAAGCCCUUAAUAUCCCCAUCUCUCAAGCCCAAUUGGCCACCUACUCCAAACUCAGGUGUAGUGGACCAAGAAGCAGCGGCCCACAUUUUGGCUUCCAAGAGUAAUUAUCAAAACUUACGAGAAGGCAAGAUUGCCAGUUUGGGGAUGCAGUUUUCACCCAGUAUUCAUUCUGGCAUUGAGAUACGACGAACUGCUCACAAGGCGGCAGAACAACGACGAAGAGAUACCCUGAAGAAAAGCUUUGAUUGCUUACGAAAUGAAAUUGUUGGAUCGCUUGUGAAUGAAACCGUUCAAGGAGCUGAAGAUGACGACUCGACUGACACUGUGGUCGAAGAUGAAGUGCGCAAGGAGAAGGAGAAGGAAGUCAAACAGAUGAGCAAAGUUGUUCUGUUACAGCACUCGUUUGAGUACAUUGUGCGACUCAAGGACGAUAAUCGAUUGAAAGAUAGCAAGCUUGACCGUGUGACGCAGAAGCUUCGUGAGCUUAGAAAACAAUCUGGUCUCCCCGAGGUCACGGAAGAGGAAAUGGAAGAGGAACGGGAAGAAAAGGCUGAAGCAAGGCGUCGACGUAUUGAACGAACCGAACGCCUGGCCUCCUCUCAACGAGAAGAAGAAGAGAACAAUGGAGAUACUUCACGUCGCUCAAGUACUCGAAGCAAUGAUGUUGAAGAGAGCGAGUAACGGCCCACCCUCCUCGACAAAAUUUUCCUUCUACCAUUUCCUUGCUACCACACUUGCUAAGUUAUAAAGGUUUUCAAUCCUUGACCCCUUCAUCUAUAGAUUUUUUUCAAUUUCUUCGUUAUUUCCUUUUUUUUUUUUUUUUGCUUAUUACUUUUUUGAUUUUAUCCCGUUUUUGCAUCGUUGCUCUAUAUAUUUUUUGGCAUAUCUCACCAUAUUUUUGGAAGUUUGCUCCGCCGUACUUCACUGAUUUGUAUCAACUUUUUCAGUUUUCUAUUCAAGUGUAAUGUAAUAAUCCUUCUCACAUUGAGAAGGUCUUUCCAACCCAUC
Umbelopsis ramanniana AG is the source of this 2476-nucleotide messenger RNA. RefSeq lists its product as uncharacterized. The record is from RefSeq and is a predicted model, not a curated record. The coding region runs from base 23 to 2149 and encodes 708 amino acids. Gene Ontology annotation, molecular function: protein dimerization activity. The transcript has 2 exons. NCBI's taxonomy places the organism in Eukaryota, Fungi, Mucoromycota, Umbelopsidomycetes, Umbelopsidales, Umbelopsidaceae.